Messenger RNA from Penaeus monodon (black tiger shrimp), 5358 nucleotides. It is a transcript of the gene spin, whose product is annotated as protein spinster-like. Gene Ontology annotation, biological process: transmembrane transport. The coding region runs from base 317 to 1882 and encodes 521 amino acids. Gene Ontology annotation, molecular function: transmembrane transporter activity. The record is from RefSeq and is a predicted model, not a curated record. Lineage: Eukaryota; Metazoa; Arthropoda; Malacostraca; Decapoda; Penaeidae. The transcript has 12 exons. Gene Ontology annotation, cellular component: membrane.
CUGUCGGGAUCUCCCUGAACCUCGAGUCAGGGGUGUCUGCCUUGGCUGUCACCGCUGAGGUAGGAAGGCUGACCGUAAUCAUGUCAGUCGAUUAGGAACCCCAGAGGAGGAAGGCUGUACGUAAGCCUUCUGCGAGACAGGCUUGACUUGAGUUCGGCCAGCUGUGUGUCAGCUCGAAAGGAGGAUUUUUGUUGUUACCUAUUCAUUCCUCCGAUUCCGUGUGUGGAGUUGGACCUACGGAAGCAUUGACAUUUCAGAAAAUCGUGAUUGCACUUACGAUUUUUCUUCCUUUUUCGGGAAAAACUCGAGCAUCUGAAUGCCUCCAUACAACAUUCAAAAGCGAGACUCGCUCAAGCUUCAGAAUAUAGCAGACAUGGAAGGCGAUCUUCGAAAUAAUCUCUCUCGUCAGGAGUUAAUCCGACAUCCUGACGACGGCUCGGACCCGAAUGUGGUCGUGGUUCCUCGUCGUGACAGUUCCGAGGACGAUGGAAGUCCUGCCGAGAACCCCAGGCUGACGAGGACGCAGAAGACCACCGUGGCGAUCCUGUGCUUCGUCAACCUCAUCAACUACAUGGAUAGAUUUACUGUAGCAGGCAUCUUGACGGACAUCACCAAGACGUUCCACAUGUCCGAGUCGCAGUCGGGGCUGCUGCAGACGGCUUUCGUGCUCGUGUACAUGGUCAUGGCACCUGUCUUCGGGUACCUGGGCGACCGGUUCUCCAGGAAGUACCUCAUGGCCGUCGGUAUAUUCUUCUGGUGCCUGGCGACGCUCGUGGGGUCGUUCAUGCCUAAUUACCUGCUGUUCCUCCUGUUCCGUUGUUUCGUGGGUGUGGGGGAGGCAAGCUACUCCACCAUAGCACCAACAAUCAUCUCAGAUCUCUUUGUGAAGGACUUGAGAUCGAAGAUGUUGGCAGUUUUCUACUUCGCCAUCCCUGUUGGAAGUGGUCUGGGCUACAUCAUUGGUGCUGAAGUAACCAACCUCCUGUCAGACAGCCAUGGGUCAGAGGCAUGGCGCUGGGGUCUGAGGGUAACACCAGUCAUGGGCUUCCUGGCCCUGUUCCUGAUCCUGUGCUUCCUGCAGGAGCCCCCUCGAGGAGAGAGCGAAGGAGGCCAACAUCUCCAGUCCACCUCCUUCCUGGAGGAUCUUGGAUACCUCUUCACCAAUAAGAGCUUUAUCCUGUCAACCCUGGCCUUCACCUGUGUGACGUUUGUGGCUGGGGCCUUAGCGUGGUGGGGUCCAUUCUUCACUGAACUGGGGGUCAAGAUCCAAGAGGAUCCAAAUGCCAAGGAGGAUAAUGUUGCCUUUGUAUUUGGAGCCAUUGCCAUGACUGCUGGUUUGAUUGGUGUUCCGCUCGGCUCCUUCUCGGGCCAGAAACUCCGAGUCAAAUUCCCAUUUGCUGACCCACUGGUGUGUGGUGUGGGGCUCCUCAUCUCAGUCCCACUCAUUAUUGCUGCAAUGGUCUUGGCCGAGUUCAACACGGUUGUCUCCUAUGUUGUGGUGUUCUUUGGGCAGGUCUUCCUCAACCUCAACUGGGCUGUUGUAUCAGACAUUGUCCUGUACAUUGUGAUUCCCACAAGGAGAUCCUCAGCAGAAGCAUUCCAGAUUUUGUUCUCGCAUGCAUUAGGAGAUGCUGGCAGUCCAUAUCUCAUUGGUGUUGUUGCAGAGUCAUUGCAGCCAUAUAUUACCCCUCGCAAUACUACCACAAAUACUACUGUGGAGCCUCUAUCCACCACAACACUAGAUUAUUUCAACUCUACAGAGGCCACCAUCACCACUACUGCAGCACCUGAAGUUGAUGACUUGGGAAUUUUAAGGCACUGCAGUACUCUAUGUUCCUGUGUGCUGUCAUUAACAUCCUUGGAGCGAUCUUCUUCUUCUUGAAUUCUUGCUUCAUUCGGAAAGACAAGGAGAAGUGUGACCAGAUUAUUGCAGAGAGCUCGGAACCCAGUGCACAGAAGACUGAUUCCGAUGGCCAUGUAGUCGCCUCUGUUAGUGUCAUCCAAAGCACUACGGUCGUGGUCGAGUCCCAGAAGUGCUGAGAGACGUCUUUACAACAGACUACGUUCUUUUAGGCAGUGGAAUCGAAGGCCGAUAACUGGUGAUAAUCUGUUUUGAUUGGUCAACCAGUUACCAGCUGCGAUGACUGAAACCACCAGCCAAUCACCAGCUGCGGUGCAUCAUAAAUCAUCCAGUCAUUAAUGUGAUGGCUCAAAACGCUAGUCAAUCAGUAGAAAUAAAAUAGCCUUCAAAUCCACCGAGUCGGAUGAUAAAUUACUCCUAAAUAUAGCAAGUUAAUAUGCAGUAUUUCCUUUCAUCUUCACUUUGUUUCUCGUAUAUCCAUAAUCUGCAGUAUUAGAAAGGAGAGGGAAUGAUCAUGACCAUCAUCCACGUAUACUUCACCGCAGCGCUAAAUCAUUGACCCGGCUGCAGCAAUGGUAUUCGCAGUCUCGCGUGCAGUGUAAGUGUGCGCCAUUUCCAUAGCGAAAGAUCUUUUUGGAAGAAAAUGCAAGUAACUCUCAGAGCGAACGCGAGUAGACGUAAUACUAAUAUGGCGUUUAAUGACACCACACGCCUUUGCCUCAUCCUAGUUUCUAAUUCCGUGCCAAGGAGAAAUGUUUGGACUAACCUCAGUGCACUUUCUUAAGUACGAGGUUGAUUUCGGUGAGGAACCUCCACCAUUUCUUACAGUUAAUGUGUUCACGUUAGCAGAUUCGCAGUUCCUAUUUUUAGAUUGUAAAUUAUUUUAAUAUUGAACUAUUCGUGAAUCAGUAUAGAUAGAUUGAUUUUACUGAAACAACUUUAAUAAGAAUCCUAUAUUUAAUGGGCAUAUGUUGAUGACACAUUUCCGCAUUGUGCAUUGCGCAAAAAAAAAAAAAAAAAAAAAAAAAAAAAAAAAAAAAAAAAAAAAACAUCGAUCUAAGACAUAUUCGAGCUUGAACCUAAGAACAGUAUUCAUUAAUGCUAUAUAUAACCUUUAAUGUUAUAUAAGCUGUUGUUACAGCGAACUUGGUAUAUUAUUGUUUUUUAAGAGUAUGCUUUAUAUAUUAACUAAGCCCAAAACUUGUCAGGGAUUACAUUAUUGUAUAGGAAGUAAUUCCAUUUCUUUGACUUUUAUGAAUGUGUUGUCUUUCAGUAUUGCCAUUAUCAGUUGUGCUUAAAAUACAUUAUCUUUUUUAUGACAAGACAAAGCCUAUUUUUAUGUACAGUACAUUAUCGUGUAACUCUGUGAUAUAUCAUAAAUUAAUGUUACCACACAAUUUGUUUUGAUUCUCUCUCUCUCUCUCUCUCUCUCUCUCUCUCUCUCUCUCUCUCUCUCUCUCUCUCUCUCUCUCUCUCUCUCUCUCUCUCUCUCUCUCUCUCUGUCACCUUCACUGUCUUUCUCUCUCAUGUAUUAUAUUAUGUUUCCUCACAUGGCAAGCUAUCCAUUUGUUUACCAAAUAUGUCCGAAGAUCACAAUGUAUUUCAUAAAUCAUAAGACGUGUUCAUCUGUAUUUUUCAAAGUUGGGAGUUCAUCCGAUCAGUUUUAAAAUAUAUUCAAUUUACAACAGUGAAUAGUACGUAUUUGUUAAUACAGUAAAUUGGUUGUUUCUAGUAUAGUUCGGGACAUGACUCCAGAAGAUAUUCAUUUAUUUAUUUAUUUAAUUUUUUCUGCCCCGUCAACAUGUAAGAUCAUUAGCGGCGUAUUCAAAAUAUAGUAUAGCGUGAGGCUUGGGGUCAAAGCCCACAGGUAUCAAAGGUCAUAUGGCGAUGUGGUAAAGUUGAGUAACGAAAAGGGUUAGGAAUGAAUUAAUGAUUAGGAUAAAGUUAGAGUUGAACAGUACUUUAUGGUAGUAUGGUAGUGGACUGGGUAGAGAGGGGGAGCUGAUGGGAUUUAACACAGGGUAUAGGAUGCUAGAAGGGGAAGGGAUUAAGGGAGUAGGAAGAAUUAUGAUAAAAACGGAAAAAAUUUGUUUAACGAUUAGGAUAAGUGGACAGAACAAGGGGAUGAGGAAAGGAAAAGAGAAGAAAAGACCAUGCAAAAUUAGUUGAGGCGAGGGCUGAGAACCAAGGCAGAGGUGAUCCCCUACUUUGGGCCUCAGUCCCUGUCUCCUAAAGCCCCUACGACGACGACAAGCAAUGGAUUGCGGGGAUCCUGAAGAUAGUUACUAUUUUUUUGUGCGUCUCAACGGAGAAACUACCUAAGGUGCUUAACGAAUUGCAAAAGGAAUUUCAGAAACUGUAUAUAAAUCUAAUAAGUGAUGUGGAUUGAUUUAGAUUAAUCUUGUAAUGGGGUUUAUGGUCCCCCCUACUUUGUCUUUAAAACAAAUUUCCCGAAAUGCACAAAAAAUUGUCAGUCCUAUCCAAAUAAUAAAGCAGAAUAUUUGUUAUAAUCUACACUGCAAUUUCAAGUUUAAGGCUCUUGAAUUACAUGAGAGGACAUUUAUUCUCUAUUUCAUAUGCCCCGUUCGGUUUGAUUUCUUUUAGUUAGUGGUUCUUAACCUUUUUCCUUCCACGACCACUUCAUGUUCCCCCUCUAACUAAUGCUAAUUUUCCCUCCCAGAAUUUAAAGAAAUUGGUAAGCUGAAUUUCUUUCCCAAAAUUUUUAAGCAAAAUGAUAAAAUGGGUGUUUUUAUUUUUUCAAUUAGGCAUGAAUUCAGAUACCUUACUGUUAAUUAACAACCAGAUUAUGGAUGUGUGAUUGAAUGCUAUAGCAAAUACAUGUAUUUUGAGGGAUAGUGAAGUCGAGUCUAUAUAAGUUCUAAUAGACCUUGAGCAAAGGGUCAUUAAGUAUAGAAAAUGAGUAAAAGUGAUACUUUGGCCUUUAUGAAAUUUUCAUAAAGUUUUCUUUAUAAGACCACACUUAUAUGAAGAGAAUACAAUAAUUAGAAAAAAUUCCUACUUUCCACUUGGCCUGUGCCCCCUCCUAGGGGGCACAGGCCAAGUAAAGAACUAUAGUUGUAGUAGGAUAUCAAAUUAGAAAAAAAAAAGGAUCUGUAACAAAGGGAACAAUGAAAGGUUUCCAAUUAUUCUUUUUUUUAUUUGUAUAAACAGCGAGUAUGAGAUACUUAAUAAACAUUAAAAUUUCACAACAAGUCUUAUGUUGAGAUCUUUAUGAGCAAAACACUAACAUCCUUUUAGAAUCCUGAAACAUUAAAAAAAAUCACCUCUGACACUAAGUAUUUUUUGUCUAUUUAUUUAUUUUUUUAACAGAAAAGUAAUUUGUAUACCGAGAUGAGCAUGGCCCAUUUUCUUUCAUAAGCCUGACUAGCAAGACCAAUAUCACAUAAAAGUUUUGUGCUUAAGUGCAAGAUACCAGGUGAUAAAUACACCUGUACAAAACAAUAACAAAAAAACAAAGAAAAAAUAUGAAAAAAAAA